Messenger RNA from Alternaria rosae, 1343 nucleotides. RefSeq lists its product as uncharacterized. The transcript has a single exon. The coding region runs from base 207 to 1064 and encodes 285 amino acids. NCBI's taxonomy places the organism in Eukaryota, Fungi, Ascomycota, Dothideomycetes, Pleosporales, Pleosporaceae. The record is from RefSeq and is a predicted model, not a curated record.
CUCGUAACAUGAAACGUGCCAUAUAGCGGGCGGUGCCAAGUAAGCAAACAGCAGUGACAGUUGCAUAAGUCUUCAUAUCCAUACUCCUCCCAUUGCUCACGAAACCUCUUUCUCUCACGUUCGUUCAUUUGUUUCCUUCUGCCGGUUCUCCCCACCACUCGCUCCCCGGGAGACCGGCUAACACGGCAUCGGCGCCCAUCAUCGCGAUGGCCCCUUUCCAAUUCGGAGAUUUGGGCACAAUAUGCAACUAUGCGAAAGUUAAAUACGAAGAGAGGGCUGAGACGAAGAGGCGUCGCAGCUACAGACGCUCUACGAGCGACCCCACCAUGAACGCUACUAUACGCAAACCGCACGGCAAACUACACAAACCGCCCAAAAUAGAGUCCCUAUAUGAACGAAAAGAGCGUCCUCGCAACAAGUUACAAAAGCGUAGUCCGCCGAGCAUUAUUGGUGCAGUCAGGCCGCCGGUCAAUUUCUUCGCAUUGGAAUACGAUCCUUAUCCGUAUAAUACGCAACCGAGCCAGUUCCUGGGCGUCUACUCGAGUAUCGAUACUGUGACGGCGGCCGCAUUCCGACAUGGCGCGUAUACGUUUUCGAGAGAAGGGUUGCUGGAUGGAAGCGAGUACCUGAGCCCGACGGGUCGCAUCAAGAUUAUCUCACAUGCCAUACAAAGUGUGGGUGUUACGGCUGCGGUGCCGGGGGAUAGGGCUAGCAAGAAGUUCGACGAUGGGGUUAUGAGGUUGGACAUCCCGCAUCCGCUCUGUCAGCCUGCGCCGCGGUUCGACAGUCAACAAGAUCUCAAUAAGCAAAACGUCAUCAAGGAUGCAGUCUUCCUGGCGCUUCAUGAAGGGCCACAGAGCGCGUUUUGCAUUGGGAUGUUCACGAGCAAGAGUCUGGCGUGGGGUGCUUGUCUGAAAGAUAAGGCGUGGCUGGGGUGGUCAGAUCCUCUGACUGAGGAAGAGAGGAGUGUUGAGGAGAAUGAUAUGCCCCGGAUAUCUGCCAGGCUCGCGGGAAGCGGACGGCAUGCGUGGUUCGUGAGGGCUUUUGAGAUCGAUGGGAGGUGAAGCGGACGAUAGAGCUUACGACAUCACUCACUCUUGCGGAUAUGCGCCAUGCUGAGCGUACCGCCACGACAUCACCGCAGCACACUCAAAGCAUCGAUAAGCUAGCAUCUAUGCGGACUUUUUAGGUGAUCAUCAUGGGAAUCGCAACGCGACGAACUACCAUACCACAUGUCCAAAGCGGCAAACAUUGGCGACAUACAUUAGCCUGGUGUUUUGGUGGAACAUGUGCUACGUAUGGUGGUAUCCUUCAUCAUCGCUCCAAUGAUGAAAACAAUCAUC